This is a messenger RNA of Tauraco erythrolophus (red-crested turaco), 825 nucleotides long. NCBI's taxonomy places the organism in Eukaryota, Metazoa, Chordata, Aves, Musophagiformes, Musophagidae. The record is from RefSeq and is a predicted model, not a curated record.
CUUGGGAUUGAUCAUUGGCCACUCUCUCAAGAAAAGCUGCUCAAAGUACAGGAACUAGUAUACGAACAGUUGUGUGCAGGCCAUAUUGUGCCGUCAAUAAGUCCUUGGAACACUCCAAUUUUCACAAUACCAAAAAAGAACGGAAAGUGGAGAUUGUUGCAUGAUCUACGAGCAGUUAAUGCAAUAAUGGAGGACAUGGGAAGCUUACAACCAGGUUUACCGUCCCCAUCAAUGAUUCCAGAAAAGUGGAAAUUGUUAGUAAUUGACUUAAAAGAUUGAUUUUUUACAAUACCAUUACAUCCAGAUGAUGCGGAACGUUUUGCAUUUACGGUACCUUCUGUAAAUAGAGCCGAGCCUGCGAAAAGAUACCACUGGAUUGUGUUGCCUCAAGGCAUGAAAAAUUCACCUACAAUAUGCCAGGUUUUCAUUGCAUGGGCCUUAGAUCCAAUUCAGAAAAGAUACCCACAGUACUUAAUAUAUCAUUAUAUGGAUGAUAUAUUGAUUGCUGGGGAAGAACUUGAUGCAAAAACGCUUAUACCUGAACUUAUUACACAGCUGGAAGGAAAGGGACUAAAAAUUGCUCCAGAGAAAAUUCAAGAAAAGACACCGUGGCAUUAUCUGGGAUGGAUUAUCACAGAAUCCCAAAUAAAGCCACAAAAGGUCGAGCUGAAAACAAACAUUAAAACAUUGUCAGAUGUACAAAAGUUGGUUGGUGGUAUUCAGUCGGUGCGCAAUAUUUGUGGAAUUACAAAUGAUGACUCAAGUCCUCUAAUUCAGUUAUUGGGGACAAGCAAUCGUAUUGGGGACAAGCAACCAUGCAAAUGA